UUCCACUAUAUAUAAAUGAUGAAAUUUUCUACUAAUUCAAGUGCCUCUUAACACCUAUAAUAACUUCAUAGCUACUUCAAAAUAUUUGAAAAAAAUGAUCAAAACAUCACUUUUAGGGUUAUUUUUGUUGAUCUCCAUCCUCAAUUUUUUAGCUCAUGAGAUCACAGCCACACAACAAGUUGAAGGUUUUAGUACUUCAAAGCAACAAAGGGAGCCUAAAUACAUGUAUGGUAUGAUAUUGGAAUCAAACAAACCAACAUCAAGCACUCAAAAAACAAAUCUAGGAUUGCAUGUUGUUCAACAUGCAAAGGUGUCAAAGAGAGCAAGGACAGUUUAUGGAGGAGCUAAUAACGUGAAGAGUCCACAUAAGGGAAAAAAUAGUGCAAGCACCAAUUCAAUCAAAUCUUCAUCUUUAUUGAUGGCUUCAUUAAGCCUUCCAGCAAUGAUUCUGGUUGGUGGCUUCUUUUGAUUCCAAGGCUUGAAGCUAGAGGCUUGCAUGAUUUGUCAAAAUUAUCCUUUUGAUUUGUGGCAUACACAUACAUAUAUAGUUGAAUAGAUAGAUGUGUUGAGAAUCAAUAUAUAAGAGUCAUUAAUUAGUAAUCUAAAAUGAUACUCCCUUAGUAUCAUAAUAUAUGGAUGUGUUUGAUCAUUUUUCACGAAAUAAAAAAAGUAUAUGAACUAAAUAAAUUAAUACUUUUAGAGAAA
This is a messenger RNA of Medicago truncatula (barrel medic), 705 nucleotides long. RefSeq lists its product as uncharacterized. The coding region runs from base 95 to 469 and encodes 124 amino acids. Lineage: Eukaryota; Viridiplantae; Streptophyta; Magnoliopsida; Fabales; Fabaceae. The transcript is spliced from 2 exons. The record is from RefSeq and is a predicted model, not a curated record.